AUGGACGUUGUCAUUGUUGGUAGUUUUAUGACUGAUUUAAUGAGUUAUUGUACUGAUUUUCCUGAACCUGGGGAAACUGUCCAUGGCCACAAAUUUAAGAAAAGCUUUGGGGGCAAAGGAGCUAAUCAGUGUAUUAUGGCCCAGCGCUUGGGGGGCAAAACAGCUAUGAUUGGCAGAGUUGGUGAUGAUGGUUACGGCAUUGAACAUUUGGAACAUUUUAAAAAACAUUCAGUCAACGUAGAUCAUAUUUAUAAAACUGAAAAGGAGCAAACUGGUGUGGCAAAUAUUAUUGUCAAUGACAAAGGGCAAAAUUGUAUUGUUAUUGUAUCUGCUGCCAACUUGAAGCUUAAUGAAAAUGAUCUUAAAGCUGCUGAAGUAGUAAUAAAAUCAGCCAAAGUUUUGGUCACGCAAAUGGAGAUCUUACCUACAACUGCUCUGGCAGCUCUGAAAAUAGCAAAAAAACAUGGAGUGAAAACUAUUCUCAAUGUGGCACCUGUUCCAAAGGCUUUACCUGAUGAAAUAUACAAAUUGGUGGAUUACUUUUGUGUAAAUGAAUUGGAGGCGGCGUCUUUGUGGGGAAAUCCAGUUAAUUCUAUUGAGGAUGCCAACAAGUCUGCAAAAGAAUUCAUCCACCGUGGCUGUUCUAAUGUAAUUCUUACUCUUGGAAAAAUGGGGUCAGUGUUUGUGACUGAAGCUGGUAUAAAUCCCAUUCAUAUUCCUGCACAAGAGGUGAAAGCAGUUGACAGCACAGGUGCUGGUGAUGCCUUUGUUGGGAGUCUGGCUUUUUAUCUGGCAACCAGACCAGACCUACCUGUUCAGGAAAUAAUUCGGCGCUCCAAUGACAUUGCAACUGCCAGUGUUCUUAAACCGGGUACACAAGACAGUUACCCUUACAAAAAAGACCUUUCCCAUGAAUUGUUUGCUUAA
Acanthosepion pharaonis is the source of this 927-nucleotide messenger RNA. The record is from the annotation of a GenBank genome assembly. Lineage: Eukaryota; Metazoa; Mollusca; Cephalopoda; Sepiida; Sepiidae.